UUUUUUUCCAGUUCAAAUGCAUGUAUUUUCCCAUCUCUCAUUAUUGUUAUUAUUAUAGACACUUGAAUAAGACACAUCAACUAUCAUUACAAGCCCUUGCUCAAGUUGAAGUAUGUGCAUCAAGGUUAGAAUUGUACUUGAGAACAGUUCGUAAAGAAUCACAACGUUUAAAUGCAAUGGUACGACAUCUAAUCAGUAGAGCGCGUUGUGGUGGUACAAGUUUUGAAUGGUCAACUAAUUCAUCAUUAUGUAAUUCAGUUCCUGCAUCAUUUGGAAAUUGUCCAUUAAAUUGUUUUCCUGGAUGUAAUAGCAAUAAUAAUAAUAAUAACAAUCAAACAAUUAAUCAAGUUGGUUCUUUUAAUUGGAAUACAAAUGGACAUUUAGACUCUACUGUUAAUUCUUUGGCAAAUGGAACAUUGGAAUUACCGGAUAAGACAGAAUUAGAAUCAAAUGCCGUAUACGAAUCCCAAGUACAAAAUAUUAAUUCAAUCUAUCGAACUGAUAAUCCAAUGCAUUGUAGUCCAGUUUAUAGUAAUACAACAACUACUUCAGAAUCAUGGUCUACAGAUCAAUUAAUUAUACCUGAUUGUACUGCAAUGUCUGUGCUACGUGAUUUACCAUUACAUCAUAGACGUAGUGCAGUACAUUCAUUAACAUCACGUUGGUCUACAUCAAAUCAUCAUUCAACAUUAGAUACAACUUAUAAUUCAAAUACAUUGAUAAAUCAAAUUCCCUGUAAUAAUAAUAGUAGUAAUAAUACUACUACUAAUAGUAAUAAUAGUAAUUUGUCACCUGCUCUACCUGUAUUUCCAACUAAUCCAAAUGAUUGUUCAUCAUCUAACAAUAAUAUAGUGGAUAAAUUAACUAUUCCCCCACCAUCUACACCACCGACUUCAUGUCAUCCAGCUUUAAUAGCUAGUGCAGCGGCAGCAUUAUUGUCAAGUGUUUCAAGUUUGCAAAACCAAAUCAUCACCAGUAUGUCAACUCAUCAUCCCGUUCUAACUGGUCAAUUUCAAACUGCAACUGAUCCUCAACAUCCUCAUCAAUCGACAUCAGCGAACGCAGCUGCCGCGGCUAUGGCGGUUGCAGCUGCGGCGGCAGCAGCUUCCGGUUUAUCUAACCCUGCGUCAAUGUCAUGGCUUCCAAGAUCAACUACUGCUACGAAUAAUAAUAGUAGCAGUAGUAUUGGUGUUGGUGGCGGCAAUACUACAAAUUUCGAUCCUAAAGAAUUUGAUACAACUGCUGCCGCGGCAGCAGCAGCGGCGGCGGCUGCUGCUGCAGCGGCUGUAGCUGCUUCUAAUCCCGCCUCAGCAAAUGGUGUAUUCUUCGACUCGAAUACCACAACUCCCAUUGUCCCUGCUCCUCCGCCUCCACCUCCCGCUGCUCCUACAGCUGUCUCUGUCACUACUACCACUUCUCAUACAAGCCUCACAUCGUCAUUGUUUGAUAAAACUGUUAAACAACGUUGGUUUGAUGCAACUAGACAAGAUGAAAUGAUGAUAACAACGACACCAACACCCCCACCCCUUCCAGCAAUAACUUUAGCAUCAACGGCAUUAACAACGGUGACUUCGUUGCCUAUGGCUGCGAUAACCACUACUAUGUCAGUAGUAGGGAAGUCAUCUAAUAUUAAUAAUAAUAGCAGUAGUAGUGUUGGCGCUAGAACAAGAACUAGAGAACAUCAAAUGAAAUCAUCUGUAAAUCAGGAAUUAUCUGUUAUAGAAUUGGAAAAACAAGCUAGAACUAUUGAAAAUUCCGAUAAGUCCACAAUUCACUGUAAUAUACCAGAAGCUAUGGAUUCUGAAAAUUCAUUAGUGAUGACAUGCGAAAAUCUUGCAUACACAUCAUCAUCGUCACAACAACAAACAUCACUGUCAUCCUCGGUAAUCGUAGUUCCGGCAGCAGUAUCAUCAUCGACAGGAACUUCAUCCUUGACAACAGUGUUGACCACUGCAGCUGUCACAACAAUACCAACUACAACAACAGCACCGACAACAAAGACGACAGCCACGUCAAGUACAAAUGGUGCCACUUCAACUGCAAACAAUAAUAAUACAUCAUUAGCUCAAAGACAAUACUAUCGAUCACAUUGUGCACGUCCCAGAUUCACUUAUGCUAAUUUGAUACGUCAAGCAAUAUUAGAAUCACCGGGACAACAAUUAUCACUAAGUGCAAUUUACGUAUGGUUACAACGUGAAUUUGCUUAUUUUCGACAAAAUGAAGCUACAUGGAAAAAUGCUGUAAGGCAUAAUUUAUCAUUGCAUAAAUGUUUCCGACGAUUGGAAACCACAUCUGGUUCAGUUUGGGUCGUUGAUGAAAGUGAAUAUCAAAGACGUAAGGCUAAACGAGCAGUACGUUGGUAUCCCAAUAGUUCUGGAGGUAAACAUCAAGGUUCCGCAAAAUCUACUCGUACUGAUGCUGCAGCCAUAGCCAAUGAAACUGUUUCACCAAAAGUCACAACAGCAUUAAUACCAGGAAUAGUCGAUGCCUCAAUUCCUAUGGAUACACAAUUAACAACUCCAUUAUCAUCACCAACACAUUCAAUUAUCUCGCAUCAAUCAUUCACCACAGGUGGUGAAUCGAAUAAUCCAUCCAAUUCACCGAAAUCAAAUUUCUCCCCUGAACUAACUACAUCAUCAUCAACAUUUCAUACAAUUGGUGCUUCUUGUACAACUCCAUCUCAGUCAUCUCCUUUAUUAUCAGCUUUAUUAUUACCUGGUUUAAAUCAAGAAACUUUUCAGAGUCGUAAUUCAGCUUUGAAUCAAGUUAAUUUUAUGAAAAUAGAAGAAUCUGAAGGAGGAAUUAUCAUGCCACCUUCUGGCAAUUCAACAAUAAUGAUAUCAACUGACAAUAGUCCUACAAAUAAUAAUAAUAAAAUUACUUCAUACUCAUCACCAACAACGUCAUUAUCCUCAUUGUAUACAAAUAUUAUGACCUCUACAACAAGUCUACUUUCAAAUGAUGUCGUUACAACCGACUGCAACAACACUCCUAUCAUCACUGAUUCUACUACUGAUGAUAAUGAUAAUAAUAAUGAUGAUAUAAUGAAUGCGAUUGUCAAAGAUUCUCUUCCAACUGUUACUAUCACUUCUUAUCCAACUGGCGUUGAUGUUGUUACAGUUGGUAAUGGUAGUGAUGGUAUGGGAGGUGGGCAGUUUGACAAUAUGUCGGCUAUUCACAACAUCUACGGCAAUAAUAAUGUAGAUUCGUUGAAGUUAGAUAUUGAAAUGGUGAAUGCUUCUGAAUCAGAGAUCGUCUGUAGUGGUAAUAUAAUUAACUCGGAACAAAUCACUGAACAAAGUCGAAUAACAGAAUUACCACAGAAAUCUUCCACAUCAACAUCAUUAUUAUCCAUGUCGACACUAAAUGCAGAAGAUUCAAGUUAUACCACAACGACAACUACUACUAUUAAUAACAGUAAUAAUAAUGAUAAUGGAUCGGUGAAUGAUAAUAUAAUUAAAACAUCUGUAGAUACAAUUCCCAUUGAUAUUAAUAAUACAAAUAAAACUUCAAUUUCACUAAUAAACAAUACUAAUGAAGUGAUUACAGUAAUGACAACGGUGGCUACCACUGCUACUAUUACUACUACUACCACUCUAAGCUGUGAUCCAGAUGAUGAUGAUGGUGAGGUGGAGAAUGAUGAUCAUUGUGGUGACGAGACUGUUACUACUAGUAAUAAUAAUAAUAAUAAUAAUAAUAAUAAUAAUAAUAAUAAAAGCAAGACAAUAACGAAUUCAAGUUCACGAAAAUGGCCAUCUGUUCGUCUUGUACCUAAUUUAUUACGUCAUCCUACAAAAUAUACAACAAUCUAAUUUUCAGUUUUGCUAUGAAUAGAGAGAAAGAGAGAGAGAGAGAAAGAAAGUACUUGACUAGAUCAGAUAUGUUACAUCUUUAGAGUUGAUGUUGACAUUGAUCCUGAUUUUUUUCACCAUCUUCAAUAUUGAAUCAAUCAUCUGGAUCGUGCAAUUGAAGAAAAAAGAGUAAAUUAUUGUCCAAUCAUGUGCUUAAUGAUAGACUACUACUGAUAUCUUCAACUUCGAGUGAUAAUUGUCUUUUUUUUGUUUUCUUUCAGAAAUAAAUAGUAUAUUGUACAUAGAUUAUGAUGAUUGUAUGCUACUGUUCAUGUUCUUCUCUUUUGAAAGUAAAUUAACUGCCUUCCUUUGCCGUCGUCAUCUUAUAUUAUGUUUAUUCGACAAUAUUUGUAAUAUUAUAUUAUUAUUAUAGUAUUGAUAGUAAUAGUUAUGUUGUAUGGAUGUAUCUAUACUUUUAUAUACUACUAAUAGUACUACUUAGGCACACUUCAAAUGAACGAUGCUGAUAAAAUUUGUUAUUACUACUAAUAACAAUGACAGUAGUAAUAUUAGUAUGAGUUACAAUAUAAGUAGUAUUGGAUCCCCCUGUGUAUGCGCUUGAAUUGUAUUUAUAUUAAUGAUUAAGAAACUCUUAAAUACAAUGUACACUUUCAUCCAAAUAUCUAUACACACACAUCACUUCAAGUAGAUAACCAACUUUUGUUUUCACCCCCUGUGGAUAAUAAUAACUUGUAAACAUUGAUGAGGAAAUUCUUUGCAGUAAUUAUGAUGGAUUAGUACUAUGCUCUUUCUCCCUCCCUCUCUUUCUAAUACACACAUACACAGACACAUUUUAAAAUAUCUUCGAAUUAUGCGUUGUAAUUAUUUGAACAGGUUUUCAUUUUCAUUGUCACAAUGUGGAUUUCUCUUUUGAAAUUUCAUGUAAAUAUUGGUUAUUUCUUACCAAAGUCUUGAUAUUUCUCCCAUCUCUUGUAGUUGUGUAACAAGUAUACAAAUGUUCAACUUUAUAAUAACAAGAAUACCUUUCUCUUCAUAGAUUACAAUCAUACUAUUUCGUCAAUUCUUUUCAUCUCUUUUGGAAGUAGUUAUAGCAAUACAGUAAACGAAUAACCAUGUAAACAAUUAGUUCAUCUUCUCUUUCUAAAAACGAUACCUGUAAUUCUUGUUUUACAUAACAAUUCCGCCUAUAAUUUCUAAUGUAUGAAUAUAUAUGUGAAUGUAAGUAAAUAAGUGUAAUGCCUUUUCACCCCUCCCCCUUCCAACCCUAAAAGAACCACGAGGUGCAUAUCACCAAUUUUUCUAUAUCAUUCUCUAAAGCAUUUGUAUCUUUGUCAUGAAAUAAUAAUAAUAAUAUCAUAGCUUCAUGUGCCUACACAUAUAUUCUCGUCUUAUUUUCAAGAUUUCAUUCGAUUUUUUUCUAAUCAUUCACGGUAUCGAGACUUGCUUUUUCUUCUCCCCCCCUCUCUCUCUCUUAUUCUCCUUGCAAUAUCCUACUUAUUAACUUGGUUUUUCAAUAGUAUCCAUGUAUGUUAUUUAUUAUCUUUUCAGGUUUUCUUUUCAAAUUGACUUUCCCUUCUUCUGUAUCAAGAUCUUAUACGUAUAUAAACAUGAUGAUUUGAUUUAUGGUUCAUUAAAGUUGUGUUGUUUGUUUUUUUUAAUGUCAAACUUCAUUACACCCUGCUGCUACUGUGUUUUCUAUUUAAAGAAGGUAUGUUUGUAUGUAUGUGUAUGCGGUUUCAAAAUUCUUAUCUUCUUUUCUACUAUUUAGGUGAAGUAAGAAAGAUAUCUAACAAUCACAAGAAAGUACAUUUUCUUACAAACAUACAUACUAGUUGAUACAUCAAUCACAUAUAGACUAUACAUAGAUACGUUUGUAUCUCGCUGUUAUUUUCUUUCAUAGCAACAAUAUAAACACACCAAUAUAAAUGUAAUCUUUAAUCGACAUGAUAUAACCAAGGACAUUUUUAUCAAUAUAAAUAAACAGAUAAAUCGGUUAGUAAUAAUAGUAAUAAUAAUAAUAAUGAGUAGUAUGAUAACUUUUCCGGUUUUCCACUAUCAAAAAGCAAACUCUAGCUCAGCUGAUCAUUUUGAACAAUUCAUUUUCUAAUAAGUUUACACGAAAGGUACAAAUGGUUAUUGACAAUAAAAAAAAACAUACGAUCAAUUUUAACUGGAUUUUGUACAUCUACCAAAAAAAGUGCUAUUUUAUGUAUCCGGUAAUACUUCAUUUUACACUUAUUAUAUAAUUCCAAUUAUAUACCCUAGUCAUUGUAAUGUUCCCCAAAAACUUUCAUCGGAACUUUGUCUAUCUGUAAAUGUUCACAGCAGGAGUAUAACAAUUUGUUUUGAUAACUUCUUCAUUCACAUUGUUACUGUUUUUUUUUUAAUAUUUCUGUUCGAUGUGGUAAGAGAGUAAUAUAACUCUUUUUUUUUUAGAUGGUUACGUUCUACCUACCUCCUUUUUUUCUGUCAUCAUCCCCACUAAAAAAAAACAAUCCCCAUUUUCAUUCGUGUACAUUUGUAUCAUUUUCUAGAAUGUUUUGAUCUUUUGUUCGACCACCCGAGCCCCACUUCAAUGGAUCAUCUUUGAAUCAUUUAUAUCAUUCACUACAUAUUGAUAAAAGUAAACGAGGAGCAUAGUGACUAUGACGGGGAUACUUAUAACAAUUCUUAUGGUGUGAUCAUUUGUCAAGUCAAUAUUAUGCUUUUAUGUUUCAAUUUCAGAAUAUAUAUACUACAUAGGUGAAAAUAUAAAUAAACAUAUGUACUUACAUAUAGGUGUACAAGUAUACCCAGUUAUUUGCUGUACACAUUAACACAUUCACAUGCGUAUACAUAUGGAGAUAGUGUCAAUCCAUCAACUUACUGCAAUAUAACCACUUUUAAUGAAAUACGAAAAUAGGAACAAUCUUCAAUGAACAGAAAAUAGAUAAUAGUUAACAAAAAUACACAAAUAAAAGUUCUAAGAUCAUAAUAAUGUGUCUUCUACAUGUUCCAGGUUAUUUGGUUACAUAUAUCUGUCAGUAUGAAAGAAAAAAGUUUUGGUAUACACAUUCACGAUCCCAAUCAAACUGUCUUUUGCUUAUCCCAGUGCAUUUGUCGUUUUUGUUUUUGGUUUUUUUUUUUAAAAAAAAAUUAGUUGAAAGAAUUUUUGUGGUAAUUAUACUGUUCUUAUCACUCGCUCUCUUUCUCUCAAUUAACUCCUUACUUGUCCUCCUCAGUUAGUCACUCAAUCAGAGUUUCUUUUUCUCUAAUACGAUUUGUUUGUUUAUCAGUUUAUUUUCGUUUUUUUUAUAAUAAAGUAAAGAAAAAAGGGGGUUCUAUUCGUUUUUAUUUGCUUUUGGUCGGUUUCUUUUUUCUCUUGGAACUUCAUUGUCAUCAUCAUCAUCAUCAUCAUCAUCAUUAUGAUUAUCAUCACUAUCACGAAGAAUAACAAUAAAGAUUCACGAUUUUGCUGUGUUUGUGUUCUUCUAUUAAAGCAUUGUUAUUAUUAUCAUUCAAAUGUUUAGUUGUUAUCAUGUUAAAUAAAAUUAUCCUGCCGUUAGUUAUUGUUUGCUGAUC
This is a messenger RNA of Schistosoma spindalis, 7373 nucleotides long. The record is from the annotation of a GenBank genome assembly. NCBI's taxonomy places the organism in Eukaryota, Metazoa, Platyhelminthes, Trematoda, Strigeidida, Schistosomatidae.